This is a messenger RNA of Menidia menidia (Atlantic silverside), 5087 nucleotides long. The record is from the annotation of a GenBank genome assembly. NCBI's taxonomy places the organism in Eukaryota, Metazoa, Chordata, Actinopteri, Atheriniformes, Atherinopsidae.
GGUGCUGCUUACUGCCAAAUGUGAGGCCGAGGAGCCUUUCCUGCUACAGUAGAUAACAGCAUGAGAGCUGAUCUGAUACUCUGACCAAAGACCGCUGGACACAAAGCACUGAGGGGGGCUAACAGACAGAAGAUCGUGGUGGUGUGGCCAUGGAAAGAAGGAAAGUUUAUGCACUGAUGAUGCUUUGGGCUAUGGCCCACCUCAGCUCUCCAGGGUUUGGUCUCAGGGCCCUGCGAAGGACUACAGGGGGGAGGAAGGGAUCCACUGGGCCAACAGGACAGGACGCCACCGGUACGCCACUCAGACGUUCUAAACGAGGGUGGAUGUGGAACCAGUUCUUUUUGUUGGAGGAGUACACGGGAACAGACAUGCAGUACGUCGGAAAGCUGCACUCGGAUGCGGACCGAGGAGACGGCAGCGUGAAGUACGUCCUCAAUGGGGAGGGAGCAGGGACUCUCUUCAAGAUAGACGAGAAUUCAGGGGACAUCCACGCUACCAAGAGGCUGGACAGAGAGGAGAAGGCCUACUACAUCCUCCACGCCAAAGCCGUCAACCGCUUCACCAACGAGGCGCUGGAGGGCGAGUCUGAGUUCAUCAUCAAGAUCCACGACAUCAAUGACAACGAGCCACGCUUCACCAAGGACCCCUACAUGGCCAGCGUGCCCGAAAUGUCCGACAUUGGCACCUCGGUAAUUCAGGUGACAGCCACAGACGCAGACGACGCCACAUAUGGGAACAGCGCCAGGGUGGUGUACAGCAUCCUGGAGGGCCAGCCGUACUUCUCUGUUGACCCUGACACUGGCCUGAUUAAGACUGCCCUGCCUGGCAUGGAUAGGGAAGUCAAAGAAAACUACCAGGUUGUGAUCCAGGCUAAAGACAUGGCAGGACAGAUGGGCGGGCUCUCAGGAACCACGACAGUCAGCAUCACCCUCUCCGACGUGAACGACAACCCGCCACGCUUCACCAAGACUCUGUACGAGUUCAGAGUGCCCGAGUCCAGCGAGCUGGGCUCUGCUAUAGGAGUCAUCCGGGCCAUGGACGCCGACAUCGGUGCGAAUGCAGAGAUGGACUACAGGGUCAUCGGGAGCGAUGGACCGGGGAUGUUUGACAUCACUACCAACAGGAGCACGCAGGACGGUGUCAUUAUGCUGAGGAAGCCUCUGGACUUCGAGAAGAAGCGCCAGUACAGUCUGCGCGUUCAGGUGGAAAACUCCCACAUCAACCCUCGCUUCUACUCCAUGGGCCCCUACAGGGACGAGGCCACCAUCAAGAUCAUCGUGGAGGACGUGGACGAGCCGCCGGUGUUUGAGCGCGCCAGCUACGUCAUGGAAGUCAAAGAGGACGCGGCCAGGAACACAGUAAUUGGCUCGGUCAGCGCGUCCGAUCCUGAUGACAAGCACAGCCUGGUCAGGUACACUAUUGAUCGGCGCACAGACAUGGACAGAGUGUUCAACAUCCAUGCCGGCAACGGGUCAGUGUUUACACUCAGGGAGCUGGACAGAGAGGAGAACGCCUGGCACAACAUCUCUGUCAUCGCCACGGAGUUCAACAACCCACGCCAGAUCAGCCGUGUGGCUGUGUACAUCAGAGUGCUGGACGUCAACGACAACGCUCCAACAUUUGCCACCAAUUACGAGACGUUCGUCUGUGAGAACGCCAAGGCUAAUCAGAGGAUACAAACGGUGAGCGCCACUGAUCCCGACGAGCCUGUGGGGGGACAUCGGUUCUUCUUCAGCCUGGCGCCGGACGCUGUGGGAAAGGCCAACUUCUCCGUCCGUGAUAACAAAGACAACACGGCGUGGAUCCUCACACGCAGGAACAGCUACAACAGCCUGCAGAAGAGCAUCUACCACGUGCCGGUGGUGAUUUCUGACGGAGAGUUCCCCAUGCAGAGCAGCACCAACACGCUGACCAUCAGAGUGUGCACCUGCGACCGGGAGGGCAACAUGAAGCUUUGCAAUCCCGAGGCGCUCACUGCCAGGGCGGGGCUCAGCACCGGAGCCCUGGUGGCCAUUUUGCUCUGUGUCAUCAUUCUGCUCAUGAUCGUGGUGCUGUUUGCUGCCCUGAGGAGACAGAGGAAGAAGGAGCCUCUGAUCAUCUCCAAAGAGGAUGUCAGAGACAACGUCGUCAGCUACAACGACGAAGGGGGAGGAGAGGAGGACACUCAGGCCUUUGAUAUCGGCACUCUGCGCAACCCGGAGGCCAUCGAGGAGAGCAAACAACGGAGGGACAUCGUCCCGGAGACCUUCUACCCCCCCGUCCGACGGCCCGCGCUGCCCCCGGCCCGGGACAAUAACGGGGACGUGAGAGACUUCAUCAACCAGAGGCUCCAGGACAACGACAGCGACCCCACGGCCCCGCCGUACGACUCCCUGGCCACCUACGCCUACGAGGGCAACGGCUCCGUCGCCGAGUCCCUCAGCUCGCUGGAGUCGGUGACCACCGAGGGCGACCAGGACUACAACUACCUGAGCGAGUGGGGGCCCCGCUUUAAGAAACUGGCGGACAUGUACGGGGGCGACGACAGCGACAGGGAUUCCUAACGAGAGCCCGGAGACACACGGAAAGAGCGGUCGAACGCGUCUAAAAAAACUCUGACAGAGAGAGGAGCACCAAUCCCCCGCCUCGGAUCGCCGUCCAGCUGCCGCUGCGGGGACCAGACGUAGGCUUUGUGCGUCCAGUCAGUGUUAGUUGCAUCUUCGCAGGGACGCAGUUAAAAGAGACUUUGUGUCAAGACUUUUUUUUUUUGUUUGUUUGUUUUUUUUUUUUUUGUUGUGUGUGUAUAUGGGGUGUACACCAGGCCCAAAAAUAUCUAUACCGAUGAUGUUUUUUUGCUUGUUUUCUCCAAAGCUGCCUGCGGUGGAAUCUCAACAAGCAGUUUUGUAAACCAACAGAUAUGCCUACGUAUUUUUCAGUGUUUCUGGGACAAAAACAUGCUGCAUAUUGUGAGUUCUAUCUUAGCUUGUGUGCGUACGGUAAUAUGAUACAAUUUCGCUGUACAGUUGUUUUUUUCUUUUCUUUUUUGUAAGGGUUUCUAUCUUGCAAAUAAUCCCCCUCUUUAGAAGCAUCCACCUGACAGUAACCUCCCUCCCACAAACACAGCAGUGUGACAUUUGUACACUAUGUGAUUAUCAUCUCCACUCAGCUUUGAGCUUUGGCUGUGAGGGGAGCUCAAAUACCAAAUAUUUCCUUACUGAGGUGAAUGUUGUUGGAGCCACCUCUUCGGGUGGCUGAAAAAUGAAGUGCGCAGAAUAAUGUGCUCAUUUCUAUGCUAAAUUCAUAGACUUAAUAAGGAAAAUACUGGUCUUGCUGGACUUUUUUGCUCUCUUCACAAAGCCACAUCUCCCUCUGCCUGGUGAAAGAUCAGAUUCAACAUUCAUGUGGGUAAUUGUUAGAAUCCAUAGAAAAAUGUGGUUUUAUUCCUCUCAUUGGUUCAUUUUUACCUUUUUAUUCAUGAGAAGGAUAGUUAACGUUAGAAUUAAUAGUCCGAGCAGUUGGUAAAUAAAAGACAAAAACAUCAUUCGUUUGUAAAGUUUCUGUGACUAAACAUUGUGAUGAUUCAAUGAAGUUGCCUUAAAUGAAGAGAAAGCAAAUCUGCACCAUAUACGCAAUGUAAACUCUCUAGAAGAUCUGGAUUUUUGGGGUCAGACCACUCUCAAAAGGAAUACCAUGCCUGAGUGUGUACACUAAAAAGCGAUUAGGGCAUGAUGUUUUUCCACACUUUCAGGAGGAAAUCUACAUUGUGUCCUGAGAGAGGCUCUGCGCUGUGCAGUGGAAUGUAUAAUAAAGUAGUAGUGCUGUAACGGAAAUGUGCCAAAAAGCAAAGAACACCAGUAUUUCCCUUUGAAUAGCCUCCACCACUGUGUAGGGUACGCCGUUCUGGAGCUGGACCCUGGACCAGCCAUUAGAUUUUCUGUGGGACUGACAGCUUCUCUCAUAAAGAUGUUUGUUCAUCAGGGGAGACCUGACCUUUAAACAGAGCAGAAUUAGAUUUUUAAACCCAGAUGAAGGUUGGAGCACUGAUGAGGACGGACGACGGUCUCAUUUUAGAGGUGAUUUAGUGUACAAAACAAAGCGAAAAGAAACCAUUCUCAAGUGGCAAUGUUGGUAAAUUACCCCUAACAUUACCCUUAAAAGCUCAUAACUGAGCAAAAAGCUUUGUGAAAAUCAGGAGUUUGAACUUAAAAAACACACCGACUACAACAUGCUCUGCCCCCACUUUACCGAAAGGUCAACCUGUGAAGAGGCUGACAUUUGUCAGACCUUUCAUGCAGUAAUAUCCCAACACAAUGGUGUAAUUGUCACAGUGCUACUUUUCCCUCUCCAUGAGCAGCAGUGCAGGCCAUUAAACAAGCCGACUGAUUACACGGUGGUUGCAAAGCUCUACGUGCAGCUAUUGUAUACAUGUGUUCUUUUCUUUGCCGCGCUGUUUUGUUUAUUAGCUUGUUGCUGGAGCCCCCAAUGUGCGAGUGGCCAUUUCAGACCGCCACAGUGUUGCUAGAAUGAGCAUUUAAUGGGUUUCGAAAACCCCCUUCACUGUAAAGAAAACCACUCGUCCGCCUCGUGGUGCAAUGUGAGGUCUCAAAUGGAAAUCAACACAACACAUUUUUCUUUGGUCUUCAUAAUUGUCCGGGUUCACACGGGGUGUCGGCAUAUCUGCUCCAUCACGGAGCCGAGCUUGUGUUUUCCUAUGGAGCGAAACUGCCUCCCAGCACAGGGUGCUGCAAGUCCAUUUUCUUUCUUUCGUGUUGAGGACACUCGGUGGAGGCUCUGAAGUCCCUUCCCCACCAGAUGCAGUAGAUCUGUGGUUGUUGAUGUGUAGAUGCGGUCGGCCUCGGGAGCUCGCCUCUACCACGCUAUAUAAUAUAUUGGUGGCAAUGUUAUUGAACUGUUGAGUUUUGUCAAAGUAGAAACAAUCUGAGGGGUAGUGGUAGUGUAAAAGGGGCCCUGCAUCACUGGCCGUUCAUCAAUCUGCUUUGUAAACCGUGAUAUUUUGUACUGAAUAUUUAUAUGACACAAUUAAACAUGUUUAAAAUCAGCCUGUCGACUUUUUGUUUAGAUUUUCUUGCAGAAUAAUAAAAGGCAGC